CGAGCUGUGCAGCACACACGCGAGCACAGGCGCGCCGCCGCGGGGUCGGCGAAAUAAAUUAUGUCAAGCAGCGCUCGCUCAGUCGUCCGACGACCGGGACAUCGUGAGGAGCUCUCUCCGCCACGCGCUCGCGCUUUCCAUUCCCUUCCAUAACAUACUGUACACCGUCUGUCCGUCGUGUCGAGCGUUACCUUCGCGAGAACUCGCCGUUAAUUUUUUUAUCCACGAAAAUCAGUAUAUAUACGCGGCUGUGCACUGCCGUGUAUCAUAACAUACACACACUAGAGAGGAGACAGAUAUCGUAGGUGUGCGCGCCGCUCCUGCCGCCUGCGCAGGAAAGUUCGCGAGUGCGUUUGUUUUCCACGUACCUACCGCUCUGUGUGCUGCCUGGUAGCAACCUCAUCACACGCUGCACUGACGACGGUGACAGUACGGCAGUCUGUGCAUCGUCGUGUGAUAAUAACACGACGUCGUCCCGGACACCUGUGCACAUCAGUAGGGGAGGACUCUCCGUAUCCCAGCGACACUGAUCCCCGCGCACAUCGGGGCUAUGAGGCGGCGACGCAACAAAUUCACGGGAAUCUCCUCGGAGCCGUCGUAGAGACCGUCUCACAUAUCUCCUAUCAUCGGUAUAUAGCUGAACUCGUUCGCAUGAGUGGAGAAAGCGUACGAGGCGUUUUGGAAAAAUGAUGACUGCCAUGGCCAGGCUACCCUGCAAGCAGACGACUUUGCCGUCGCAGCAGACGAGAUAUGCACCGGCGCCGCCGAUUACCGUCAAUCCCAGCUUUGCUCAGAGUCGUGGCUACUGGGAAAUGCAGCAGCCGGUACAGACGCAUCCUCAGCCGCCUUUUGUGAGGAAUCAUCAUCGGCAUCACGCUGAUCACGUCGGCAAGCGAAAAAGUGCGGUUGAGCUGCUGCAGGAGUCGAAGGCUUUCUACGUAAAAAGCGAGACGGUGCUGGACCGUAAGCAGGAGCUGAAGAACAGCGGCCACCUGCAGGUGUCCCAGGUGACGGCGCCAGGCGCACCGCCUCGUCUCCUGCGCAAAUGUGCCUCCGGCGGAGGUGUUCCCGGCCAGGGCUGCGGCGCCGUGCACCAACAGCAGCAACAGAACCAGCAGCCACAGCCUUGCUGCUGGGCCACGUGUCACGACAACGAUAGACCUCUGCCGCCCAAAAGUCCUCGUUUGAUCCCAGUUCCCCAGCGACGUUCGGGCUCAUCCUCGACGAACAACAACACGCUCGGCGGUGGUCCCUGCAGUGGCCCGAGCUCGGAUCAGCUGCAAGCGAAGCUUCGCCGGUUACUCAACACCGACAGCAAGGAGAACGUCUUCUUCCCCGAAGUGGCGAACGUACCGGCGCCCGCGGAAUACGCCACACCAGCCCAGCCUGUCCACAUAGACGAUCACGAACAACAGCAGACCACUAGGGAGGACAAGUUCAGAUACUCGCCGGGAGGAAGUCUGUCACCCAGUUGCAGGGAUGACGAUCGCACGUGGGGCGGCGACGCGCGUUUCAAAUUCGGCCGCUCGAACUCCCACUCGCACGGUGUCCGAUCGGGUCGAUCCUCAUCCGGUCGUUCGUCCAGCCACCGGAACCACAGCAACAGAGGCGACUACAAUCAAGUCGACAGAAUGCACUGCGGGGACGGCGGCGGUGGUAGCGGCGCGGGAUCGGCUUCCUCGGCGAUCGAAGCGAUCGGCAGCGUCGUUUGCCAUAAAUCGUUGCCGGAUCUGCACACGAGCACCAGGAGAAGGGCGUCCUUGUCGCCGAGGGCGUCCACCAAGUCGUCCUCGAGGAAACAGCUGAGAGAGGCUGCUGCUGCUGCCGCGGUUGGCAGCUGUCCCGACUGCGAGACCGGCUCGGAUUAUUCGGAUAGGAGCUUCAACAGGGAUUCGGUGCACUACAGAAGAAGUAGCAAAAAACGUUGCAGCUCACGGCACAUAAGGCGCUCGAUGGGCUCGGGCGGCGGCGACGCGAGUAGUGUCCUGUCAUCGGGUGGCAGGACGCAGAAGUCCUCCGGAUCCAGCAAACUCAGCCACGGCGCAACCGCCAGAGACUCGGGUGGAUCGUCCGGACACUGCACCCACAGGAGCGAGCCACCGCCUAGGAUACAGGACUGCUGGAGUCACGUACGCCGCGACAGCGGAGCCUCGACCCAACACUCGACCGAGAGGGACAGGUCGCGGAAGAGCAGCAGCUACAACAACGGCACGCCACCGGCGAUCGUCAGGCACUACAGUCCCGACAGCGAGACUAGCAAUAGUCAAACGGAUUACAGUCCUACGUGUAACUCGAGAUUCUCGGACGGUUGGAAGGAAGGCCGCGGCCGACCGAUCCUGCGCUCGAAAUCCGACAUCAGCGACCGCUACUGGCGUCACGACUCCACUGGAGCUCGUUCGGGACCGAAGAUUCCAGCCCGACCGCCUCGCUCGAUGACCCAACUCGAGUCGUUCUUCGAUAGGCUGGGCCUGGAUCCGGACAACUAUCAGCACAUAACCGAGCCAUCGUCCAAGACAAGUUCACCCGUCUUCUUCGACAGCGUAAGCUCUGUCGAUUCAGCCCUGGGACUAUAUCCUUCGUGGGCUGGCAAUGGUGCUGCAGCCGCGGGUCAGUCCCAGGGUCAGUGGCUUCCCAACAACAACGACGAGUGUCUCGGGUCGAACCAGAGGGCUGGCGACGCGCCUAGCAUCGUCGAGAGAAACGCCAGGAUUAUCAAGUGGCUCUGCCAGUGCAGGAAAGUUCAGUUUGGUUAUAGUUGAGCGCUUGGCUUGAUGCGACAAUUCGAGGAUGCAGGAGAUGGUGAUGAUGGGAGACAUGGAUGAUCGCGCGAUUUUUUCGAGGGUGCGUUUGCGUCGUUUGUGCGUUUGGAGAAUUAUUUAUUGUAAUCGUAAAUGCCUUUGAUCGUUCGUUGCGUAUGGCCAUUGAUGCUGAUAUUAUUUUCUUGAAACGUGAAGUUGUUUAAUCGUAUGAAAUCGUGUUGUGUACCAGUUAUUUUAAAAUGUCUCUUGACGAAAUUCUCUCAUUUUUUUGUGUUGAAAAAAAAAGAUAAUGAUAAAAUUUGUAGACGACUAUAGAAAUUAGUAUAAGAUGGCCACGAUGAACGAUAGAUUUUUUGCCUUGAAUAGUUUACUUUCCGUUUACAAAACUAUGCGUUCUUGAAGUUGUUAUUUUUGAAAAUGCUCGGAUAAAGUUUCGAUUAGUUUAUAUAUAGCUGUAGUAUAUUGAAAUAUUUUAAUAUUGAGGAAAGUAUCAAAGUCAGGAUGGUUUGUUAGUGAUGUAGAAAAGUAUUGGGAGGCGUACAGCAGCUGUAGAUAAUUUAAAUUCUGAAGAACGUUAAUAGUGCUACUUUUUCAAUAUUCUUCAAUAUAGAUUGCUUCUACGAUUGUUCAAUAAUAAAAAAAUCGUUGCGAUUAUUCAUGUCUGGAUUUUCGAAUCGUUAGAUUAAGAAAACUCAAUCUUUGAAUCUGGAUGUACGCAUAAUUACUGUCUGUUCACAAUUCAGUCAAUUUCUAGUGUUUUUCAAUCAUGUAAUAGCGAGAUAAAGCGCUCGUUAAACUGAAAAUUGUUGAAUUUCGUAAAGUCAAAGCUUCACACGGUUAACGCGAGUAAACUCAUUAGUUGUGCAAAUAACUUAUGUUAUAAAACCGAAAAACACGUUUGUUUCAGCAUAAUACUAGAAAUACAUUUUUUAAAUUAAUAACGAUAACUGAUAUUUGUGAAAAAAAGAAGAAUAAGAAAGAAGCGUAAGAAAUAUUUGUGCCAUUUACAUAACGUAAAGUGCAGAGAUUUAUUUUUAUUAUUAACGUCUGGUUAGUCUGGUAGAAUCGUGACCUUCGAACGCAAUUAUAAAUCACGAUACUUUCGUUUAUAUUUUUGGACAUCUUAUAGUAGGUCUUUGUCAUAGUUUGUACAUAUAUAUUUUUUCCAAGUAGAUUAGGUAUAUUUUAAAACCUCGAAUAUUGUGGUUACUUAUCGAUUGACGUGUUGCUUUUUCCCCGUAACUGUAAAUGUGUUUGUUAUUAAUUAUUAUAUAUUACAAUUUAUAUUAUAAAGAAAGUACGUUAGUUUUAUGAGAGAUGUUAAAAGUGAAGGCGUUUAUUCGGACGUGCUGAAAUGAUGAUUAUAAAAGUGUUUAUCGUGUUACAAAGAAAUUUAUAUCGAAGCAAGUAAUUUAUUUGGCUGAAAUGUGAAAGGAGAAUGUAUUUAUAUGUAAUACGUCAACAUUUUUAUCAAAGUUGGAACUUUGUUUUCUUUUUAAUUCUUGCAAUUGAGAAAAAUAAAAAGAAACAUAGUUAUCUUGCUAAAAUAUGUGUUAAUUAUUCAAAUGAUGAUGACGAUAAAAAAGUGUUUUGACAAUGAACUUAAAGGAAAAUGUUGCCUUUACUUGCUGGUCUUCAAAAAACCGCAAUUGUGAAAAAAAAACACUCGUAUAAGGUUAAUUUUUACUACCUAUUAAGAAUAAAAGUAUAGACGCCUGCUUAGAUGUUAUACUCGGUUGUCUAGUGCAAGCUGUGGCUGAAGAAAUUGCAUUACAGUAGAAUCGAUUAGUGCAUUUUGAGGAAUUGAUAUUUAUUAAAUAAAACUUAUUUCACGUAGAACGUAUUUAACUUUGUAAUAGACAUUGCAUAGAAAAAUUUAAGAAAAAAAAUCAAAGACAAUCUAGCGCUUGGUAUAUUUUUUGAGCUAAUGUGACAACGAAUAGUGCGUAUAGUUUUUAAUGUCAUUCUAUUAAAUCUGGCGUAAUCCUUCCUUCAGCCAUCGCUCGUGUGCUGACACCAACUCGUAAAAAUUGUUUCACGCGUAAUUGCGACGAAUGCGCUUCAAGCAAAAUUCAAAUUUCAACAAAAAAAAAAUGCCUCGUUCCCCUUACCAAUUUUAUGCUAUUACUCAGCUUGCAUACAAUCGUAAAAAAAGGAAUAUCCAGUUUUAUAUAUCAAUAUACUCCUAGUUGCAAAUAGGCUAUUCAUUUGCAAUUUUAAAUUCAUAUAAAUUUUCAAUAUUUCACACUAGAUAUUUAAUUUUUACACCGUGAUAUAACCUGCAACAACUUUUUCCCUCAAUAUAGUAUCAACAAAACAUAAUUUUAUACUAUUUUGAAACCUAUACUUAUGGGCAGCAUUAUUUAUUUAGAAAAAUUAUGAAUGCAUGCAAAUCAGAAAUAAAUUUAUUAAUACAGUAAUUUUAAGUGCAAAUGCAUUAGUGAAUAUGAUUCGCAAUUUAAAUGCGUAUGAACAAUAGUUCUUAUUUAAAACACGAAACGAAAUAUCUAGUGUGAUGUGAUCCUUAUUGCGAGUGUUAUUGAUUUUUUAUUAUUGAAUAUUAUGCUCGAUACACAUACAAUUGCGUUAUUCAUUCUCAUUGUGAAAAUUACAAUAAAGCAUCGAUCAUUAAAUAAAAGAAUAUAUUUUUGAAUAUUAUGAAAUACACUAAAAUAUUGCUUAUUUUAACAUAUCACACGAUAAUUUUUAUAUGAGUAAUAUUUUGAAGUUCAAUACAAUUCUGCGAUAAUACCACAAUAAUAACAUACACAAAAUGGUAGUAAAAAAUGAGUAACUCUUUAUUUUCGAUAAGAUUCGACAAUGAACUUUCGUACAAUAUUAAGUUUGUGCAAAUUAAUGUGUACAUAACGCGUACCUAUAUCGCGAAUUUUGUGCAUAAUGAGAAGCAUAUAGCAGCAGAAGGAUGUAGUAUUAAGAAUAUCUAAAAAAUAAUUUACGAUACAAGUAGAUUCCUAGCCAGUAUUUAUGAAACUCCGUAGAUCGAAAAAACAUUGAUACAAUAAUCGCAAUAAGGGAAUGACAUUAUAUCUUUGGUCUGUAUGCACAAAGUUGAAGAAGGACGAUUUCUUAUCUCAAGGAUUCUAUUGUGUUCCGUACAACUCAAAUUAUUUAUACAGUGCAGUUAUUAAAGAAUUAUGACUGUACCAUUUCUAUAAAAAGUCACUUUUAAAAAUUUGUUUGACUUGAAUUCAAAGUAUGAUCAAUGGAUAAAACAUAUAACGACAAAACGCACGGCUAUACAUUUUAUAUAAUUUACUUAUUGUUAUUUAAAACUAAGUAUCAAUAUUUGUUUCAGCAAUCGAACACUGGCAUUUUGUGAUUUACUUGAAAUAUUUUUGACAUUCCGCUGCGUGCAUUUUCCAAGAGUACAUUGAGACUCGCGUACACUGCUUUCAAUUUUAGAAGCAUGCAGAUGCGUGUGUAUGAAGUGAAAUACAAAACUUAUACUCAAAAUUUGCAUUUAGCAUGUUGACCAAAUACUUGUUAGGAAAAUAUAUUACGUAAUGUAUUUUUGACGUAAAUAUGUAACUUGAAGUUCUCGCAUGAUAACUCACCCUGAAGAAUACUGCUGCUUUUCACACUUAUCCCUCGUUUUACAAAUGAUUCUAUUUUAAUAAGUAAUAUGUCUGAAAAUUUGAAAAGUGAGUAAUUAUUUUUGAGUAUAUGAAAAUAUAUUCUUCAGUGGGGCAACAAAUCUAAAUCAAACUUUGGAAAACGAAUUUCUGUGGUUAUCUUACAAUAUGAAACAAUAUGUAUUGUACAAAAAAGUUCAAAAUGUAUUUAUACAAAAGCGUCAUAAAAUUGUAACAAUGAUAAAACAUAGACUGUCUUUUUAUCACAAUAAUUACAUUUAAAAAAUUAAUAAAAUAGACAGAAAAUGUAGUCAAUCUAGACUUACCGUCGCGCAGUAAUAUAAAUUAGUAGUUGCUAUUUUAAAACAACAACAAAAUUAAUGUUUUAUCUUGUUGCGAUUUUUUCUGAAUACACUUACACGGAUGUCAUCCAUUCAUUUAUGAAAUAGCCUGUCGUUUAACGACACUUUUUACAUUAGAAUGUUUGAACCUUUGUCUUUCUAAAUAAAAAAAUAAUUCAAAUAUUGUUAUGAAAUCCAGCAAAAAAUGGAUUGUGUAUUGUAUACACGGAAUCGCGCAUAUAAUAAUUAAUAUGUAUGCGAAAUGAUAUUCAUAUUGACAAAAAUAUCUUUGUGCAACUGUGCAUUCAUAUACCAAACAUUUCCUUCUGGAAAUCGCUUCUUUUUUGUGGAUAACUAGAGUUUACGACAAUUUGGAUAAAAUCGUUUUGCACAAGGUAUUUUUAAGUACACUGCAGCGACGAAUCAAGGAAAUUGCAGGCGGAAUAAUGGAAGAAAUAAGUUGAGCAUGAACAUAUUUUUUUUAUGAGAAACAGAACUCUGCGAGCAAAUGCUCCAAGUCUGCAAUUAAAUGCACCUGUGCAACAACACAAAGUCUACUCUAUACUUAGAUAUUUCUAUCUGCUAUAUUUGUGAUCUGUAAUUAAAAAAAAAUAUUGUUACAAACUUAUCAAACUUUCAUUGCUUUUUUUUAUAAUCUAGUCACGUAGAGAACGAAAAAAAACACUAUGUUAAACAUCUUAAAUAAUAUUAUUAUAUUUCUUCUGUAAACCAUCGAACCAAUGUAUAUUGUAUAAUCAUUUAAUGAAAAAUCCUUGAAUACAAGUGCAAUAAAUACAAGUUACUAAAAA
Messenger RNA from Nasonia vitripennis (jewel wasp), 7502 nucleotides. RefSeq lists its product as uncharacterized. Lineage: Eukaryota; Metazoa; Arthropoda; Insecta; Hymenoptera; Pteromalidae. Bases 687 to 2759 code for a protein of 690 amino acids. The transcript has 8 exons. The record is from RefSeq and is a predicted model, not a curated record.